This is a messenger RNA of Microthlaspi erraticum, 723 nucleotides long. The record is from the annotation of a GenBank genome assembly. Lineage: Eukaryota; Viridiplantae; Streptophyta; Magnoliopsida; Brassicales; Brassicaceae.
AUGGCGAAUCUCGGUGAAGAGAAGAAGGAAGAGCUCAAGCUCUACUCUUACUGGAGAAGCUCCUGUGCUCAUCGUGUCCGUAUCGCCCUCAAUUUAAAAGGGAUUAAAUAUGAGUAUAUACCAGUGAAUUUGCUCAAGGGGGAUCAUCUCGAUCCAGAUUUCAAGAAGAUCAAUCCAAUGGGAUUUGUGCCUGCGCUUGUGGAUGGAGAUGUUGUGAUUUCUGAUUCUCUUGCCAUUUUGAUGUAUCUGGAUGAGAAAUAUCCUGAGCCACCUCUCUUACCUCGUGACCUCCAUAAACGUGCUCUAAAUUUCCAGGCAUCAAGUAUAGUCUUGUCUGGGAUACAGCCUCAUCAAAACAUAUCUGUUAUUAGAUUUAUCGAGGAGAAGAUAAGUAGUGAGGAGAAAAAUGCUUGGGUUAAUAACGCCAUCACGAAAGGAUUUGCAGCUCUCGAGCAACUGCUGGCGAGUUGCGCUGGGAAAUACGCGACUGGUGAUGAAGUUCAUUUGGCUGAUCUCUUUCUAGCACCACAGAUCCAUGGAGCAAUCAACAGAUUCCAGAUUAACAUGGAACCGUACCCGACUCUUGCAAAGUGUUACGAGGCAUACAACGACCUUCCUGCGUUUCAAAACGCUGUCCCAGAGAAACAGCCAGAUGCUCCUGCUCCUGCUCCCAGUCUCCCACCAUCUGAUUCUGUGAACCGCAAGCUUCUCUCAGCUCAAUAA